Ctenocephalides felis (cat flea) is the source of this 1690-nucleotide messenger RNA. RefSeq lists its product as uncharacterized. Gene Ontology annotation, molecular function: phosphatidylinositol binding. The transcript is spliced from 9 exons. The record is from RefSeq and is a predicted model, not a curated record. Lineage: Eukaryota; Metazoa; Arthropoda; Insecta; Siphonaptera; Pulicidae. The coding region runs from base 128 to 1690 and encodes 520 amino acids.
CUUUUAUUUCCAUAUAUAUAACAUAUUGUAUUUAUCAAUACAAUAAUGUGUUCUUUACUGACUUGGUAAUUGUAGGUAGAAAUGAGCCAACAUUCAAGUUAUAAUAAUUAUAUUGAAGCUAAAAGUUAUGAAUACUAUUAUGUCUGCAAUUUUAUCUUCAAGUACCUAUUCAAGUAAAAGUGUUGUAGACAAACAAAAAUUACUUGCAAAUCUCCAUAAUGCUGUAAAAACUUGCCAAAAUAAGUAUGGAGGAAGGACAGAAUUAGCUACAGAAUCUGAUAAUAGUAUUGUUAUUUUGUGUCAUUGUUUCGAAGCUGUUUUAAAUCAUGGUCUUCGACAACAGCCUUCUUCAGCCCUGAAACAAAUGGCAGAAUUGAUUGCGGGUCCUGAAACACCCACAUUUUGGAAUUAUGUUGAAAGUCAACUUACUAGUCAUGAAAAGGAGAGAUACACAUCGUUGCGACUAGUUUGGACUGAUAGGGGCCGAGCAAGAUCUCUUUUACGAGCUGCAAUAAAUGAAAGGUCUUUAGAGAGAUAUUUACACUGCUGGCUUGGUCAUUCAUCUUUAGAACAAUAUUAUGAAGAAUGGGCAAUAAUGAGAGAUCCAGAAGCUAGUGCCAUGUUGCCUAACUUAGCUGCAGGUUUAAUAUCUAUUUUAUUUGCUAUUACUAUUGAUAGUUUGGAUCUUAACUCGUCAAAAGAUCUAAAUUUAGAAAUAUUGCAUCGAUCAGAACCUAUAAUAGCAGUACCACCACCAACUAUUCCAAAAAGAAAAUCUGGAAAUCAUCAUGUAAUAUCAUUUGAUGAUGAUGAUGAGAAUGCAUUAAUAUCCAAAACUGAUCCCACAAGUCACCCUGUUGAAAAAGUAUUCAGUCAACCUUCAAAGAGUUCCGAAAUAAAACUAGAUUCAAAUAACGUAGAACAAGAAGUAAUCAACUCUGAAAAAGUUGAAAUAAUUACUUCUGCAAAAGAAAAUGAAAGCACAAGUAUUCUAACUGAUGAACUGAAUCAUGACAAGAGUCAAGUUGUUCAGGUACGCUAUCAGAAUAUUCCACAACAUUCUACUAAGGAGAAUGUAUCAGAUCAAGUAUCGAAUUUAAGUGAUUCAGGCUUAGGGGAAGGGCCUUUUCCUUUAGUUGAAAGCUAUACAUCAAGUACAAUUUCAUUAAAAGGUUCUGUGGAUUCAACAGAAUCAAACACUUUUCAAACUGAUAUUGAAAUAUUACAAUUAAAAUUAGAAGAAAAGGAAGAACGUUGCAACUGGUUAGAGGCUCGUGUAGCUGAAUUAAGCAGAGAAAACCAACAAUUAAAACAAGCUAAUAAUUUAGUUUCUGGUCCAUCAUUUACAAUAAGCAUACCAAAAGUGCAUAAAAUUGGAUCACACUACGAAUAUGAAAUUUUAAUAUCAUCAAAUCAUCAUAAUGAAUCAUGGAGGUUACUCAGAAGAUAUAAUAUAUUUUAUAAUUUGCAUAAGGAACUAUGCAAGAAAAAUCCAUCACUUAACAAGCUGGAUUUUCCUCCAAAAAAGGCUAUAGGAAAUAUGAGUAAUGUUGUUAUUGAAGAACGAAGACAGAGAUUGCAGGCAUACCUAAGACAACUUAUUAAUUUGUUGCCUCAAUUAGGUUGCUGUACAACCAGAACUCAACUGGAAAGAACUUUAACAUUUUUUAGAACAGAGCAAGAAAUAUAA